Messenger RNA from Cydia fagiglandana, 3000 nucleotides. RefSeq lists its product as uncharacterized. Gene Ontology annotation, biological process: chromatin remodeling; regulation of transcription by RNA polymerase II. Gene Ontology annotation, molecular function: histone binding. The transcript is spliced from 13 exons. The record is from RefSeq and is a predicted model, not a curated record. Bases 280 to 3000 code for a protein of 906 amino acids. Lineage: Eukaryota; Metazoa; Arthropoda; Insecta; Lepidoptera; Tortricidae. Gene Ontology annotation, cellular component: ATAC complex; NuA4 histone acetyltransferase complex.
AUAGGCUGUUAGUGUGUGUGAAAAAAAAAACGAUUGAAUGAAUCGGCUGCUGACCUUUCGUAACUGUCAAAUGCGGAAAUUGGUUAAUUCCACCGUAAAUACAUUUUUCUACAGAAAUGUCUAAUAUUAAGAUUAAUAAGUGACUAAACCGCCGUAGCUGUGAACAACUGUGAUAUAAGUAAUACGAAUAAAGUGCUGUUAUGAAUAAAAUUUAAAUUAUUGUUAGUGUGAAAGCCGUUUGGGCGUUUUGUUAUUUUUCUACUUUAUUACGAGUUAAAAAUGGAAAAGAACAAGGAAUAUCACGACCCGGAUUACCCGGAGGCCUCAGUGCGGGUAAAGGUGGAGACUCUUAGUUUGUCAGAGGAGGAAAAAGAAGAGAAGAUAAGAAGCAUAAUUGAGAGGGAGUUUAAGAAUGAGAUCGAUGUUCGUGAGAAUGAAGUGAUGCUGGCGGAUCAGCGAAUGGCCACAGCGCGCAGGAUGCUGCACCGGCUGCGCUGCGUGCUGGUCUCCCGGUACUACCGGGACAAGAAGCUGCAGCUACCUGAGGAGCCUGAGUCGUCAUCAUCAGUGCGCAGCGGGCAGCGACGCCUGCACCCCUCCGUGAGGAAGCUCCUCGGUAAGACGACGGCCGAUAUAGAGGAGAUCUUCAGACCGCUGGCCACCAGGAACAAGAGGAGAGAUUACUCUGCAAUGUUACAAGCCCGCAACUACACGAUCCCGGCAGACGGCUCGCGCUCGCUGCGGCCCGGGGAGCCCCGCGAGGAGCCCGAGUCGGACCCCAAGCCCACCAAGGUGCCGCGACACAUCGAGCCGAGACCCGAGAACGUACUGACACUAGACGAGGUCACGAGGAACAAGAUGAAACACCGCUAUAGGAUUAUUAUUGGUGAGUUGAUAGUAUUGGAGCCCCACGAGCCUUACAAGCCCAACAAGGUGCCGCGACACAUCGAGCCGAGACCCGAGAACGUACUGACUCUAGACGAGGUCACGAGGAACAAGAUGAAACACCGCUAUAGGAUCAUUAUUGGAAACACAUCAAAAUACGCCCCGGCGGCGUCCAGCAUGGACCGGUCGACCCACAAGUGGCUGCUCUACGUCCGCGGGCCCGCGGGCCGUGACGCCUCCAGGCUGCUGCGCGCCGUGGUCGUGACGCUGCAUCACUCGUACGCGCCGCACCACAUUGUGCAUAUAGAUAAACCACCGUACCACAUAUCGCGGCGCGGCUGGGGCGAGUUCCCGGCGAGAGUGGAGCUGCACUUCAAGCUGCCCGACCGGAACCGACCGGCCACCGUGGAACACACCAUCAAACUAGACAGACACUACACUGGACUGCAAACACUAGGUGCAGAAACUUUAGUAGAUGUCUGGCUGUACAGUACCCCGGACAUGCUGGAGUGUGAGUACAAGGAGGAGCAGGAGACCCUGCCGGAGCCCGCCCCGGUGCCCAAACAGGAGCCCGUGGAGCCCGAGCCCGAACCACCGGCACCCGACAGCUGGCUGGACUUCUUCACGGAGAACACUAAGCUGGACGUCGAUGAGAUGAUCAUUAAGCCGGAGAAGAAGCAGGACAACCAUAUAGAAAACCACCUGGACUUAGACAACCACAUAGACCAACAAAUAGACUUGGAACCAAAGGACAUUAAACCAGACAUAUUCGACCUUGAAAACUUCAUCAAAAUGGAAAACGACCACGUGGACUGGUCAAACGAUAAAACUAUAGAAAACCCUUCCGAAACUAUACCUAACGAAAUACUGAACCAGCCCGCAUCGCCCAAGAAACGAAUCAUGAAAUAUCUAGACCCGAAAACAGGAAAAAUAUACUACCUAGAAAUGGAUAGGAACUUAGAUCUAAGCAAAGUGCAAGAAAUAGUAAUCAACUCGAAAGGAAACAUGAAAACGGCGAAAUUAAGUCCUGUAAAGCAGAACGGAGUGAAAAAAGUGAAAAAAGGUGUUUCGUUAUUGAAGCCGGAAGUUAAAAAUUUGAUAAACAAUAAGGAGAAGCUAAAGAAGAAUUUUACACAUAUACAAAACGAUCAUUGUUAUUUAGGAGUGACGUGGGCGAAGAGUAUAACAUUCAGUGCUCCGGACAAAGUGUUAGUGAAAAAAGAAAGUAAUCUAUACGAUAGUUUGUGUGCGUGUGUGAGUAGGUUUACCUGUGUGCGUGUGGCGGUGAACUAUCUGCUUAGGAAAGUGCCGAUAGUGACGGAGCUGGCGAGAGACCCGGACUUUAAGAAGUGCUUUCCUUUUACGGUGGACAGCGAUGAGAGGUUUUGGAAGAUGGAUUUUGCUAAGCGGAGAAAUAAAGAGUGGUCAAGAGCCAAGUUAAUCAACACAAUCCUCACGGAGCACUUCCGCACCACCGAACCUAUCUGGCGCACCAAGCAGAUCCUCAUCUUCUCCCGUCUCCAUGGAUACCAGCCCGUCCGGAAAGACAGCUUCUCCACCGACUACUGGGACAACACGGAGAUUACCACAGACCCGGCCACUAUUAGUGUGUUUAACCCGGAGGAUUUCAAUAAGAGUUUGACGGAUACUGUGGAUGUUUCGGACGAUGAAGAUGUUGAGGUGGUAGGCGAAGUGCCGUCUCGUGUGGGUGCGAAGAAAGAGGAACCGUCGGGCCUCGCCGUGCUGCCGGUGGAGAGGGAAGAGGACAGACUGCGGUUCCUCUUCCUGGAGCGGACGUGCGCGGACAUAGGCGUGGAGUUGAGGAACGAAGAUGUCGGCAAUGGAUACUCUUAUAGCGCGGUGCACGCCGUCCUGCUGUCAGCGCUGCGGAGCUUCGCGGAGGAGUUGAUCCGGAAUUCGCACGCGGCCGCCUUACUGGAGGCCAGCGCGCCGCCGCCGGACCAAGGGCCCAGCGUGUGGACCGGCUGGGCGUCGGGCACGGCGGUGGCGCCGCGCUGCGUGGCGCGCGGCGCGGCGCGGGCGAGGUUAGCCGCCCUCACCGCCACCGGCAGGGACUGCGGGGCGCCCCGGAAACAUACCAACGAGCUAUUAUAA